AUAAGUGUUUGUAAGUUUCACAGAUUGGUCGUGUGUUGGUUUCAGGAGGCUAUUUAAACUCUCACGUGGCGACAUGGCAUCUGAGGAGCUGGCCAAAAAACUCCAGCGUCGGUUGAUGCUGGAAGUAUCGACAGAAAAUGCAAACGGUGCCAUCCCAGAAAAUAACAAUCACAUAGAGGUGGGUGUAGACCCGGAGGAGAAGCCCGUCACCAGCAAUGCAGACACCGAGCUCUCCGCUAAACUGACCAGGAGACUGGGUAUCAAUGAAGGGACGACAGAGCCCAAACAGGCUAAAGUGUUUAACCCUUACACCGAGUUCAAAGAAUUCACAAGGAAACAAAUCAAAGACAUGGAAAAAAUGUUCAAACAUUAUGACUCUGGAAAGGAUGGCUUUAUUGAUUUAAUGGAACUAAAAUUGAUGAUGGAGAAACUUGGAGCCCCUCAGACCCACCUUGGCCUGAAAAACAUGAUCAAAGAAGUAGACGAGGAUUUCGAUGGGAAGCUGAACUUCCGAGAGUUUCUUCUGAUUUUCCACAAAGCAGCUGCAGGCGAAUUGGAGGAAGACAGUGGGUUGAUGGCUCUUGCCAGGCUUUCAGAAAUUGACGUCUCUACUGAGGGUGUUCAAGGUGCCAAAAACUUCUUUGAAGCAAAGGUUCAGGCACUGACUACUGGCAGCAAAUUUGAAGCUGAAAUCAAAGCUGAGCAGGAGCAACGCAAGCGUAUGGAAGAAGACAAGAAGCAGAGAAGAGCAGCCUUUAAAGAAUUGAAAGCUGCAUUUCAGUAAAGAGCAUUAGUCCUGUCCAGCAUAACCACUUGUACAGAUUUAUAAAGUGUAGAACUAAAUCCUAAGAGCUGGACAUCUAAAACUUGCACUAAGCGACUGGUUCCUGGGUGCCAUUCUAUCUUAAUUUAAUCUAAAAUCUAGCCAUGUUAUUUUUUUUAAGCUGUCUAACUGAUUUGACACUGUAUACAGGCCUCUAAAUUGUACUCAUGCUAUCAGCAUGAUGAAACUACAAAUUUUGGUUUAGAGUAAUCUGCUUGUCAAUUAGGAGGUUGUUUGCAGUUGCCUCCUUUCCUGAUCUAUACUGUUAAAAUCAACGGCUCAGGGCUGUGCUUUUUGUAGAAUUAAACACCUCUUAGAUAUGCUGCACUAAAUUGUACUAUUUGAAGUAUUUUUGAAUUUUAUCUUUUGUAGCUCUUUUUUAUACGCAAUUCAUUUGGGAACAACUUUAGACUGUAGAUGCAGAUAUUUACUUUCCUCAGUGGUAUCUGUGGAAACUGCUUUUUGUGUUAUAAGCAAAUACUUAAUCCAAAAAACAAUAUUUUAACAACCUAAUCUGCAAAACAAUGACUAAAUGCUUAAUAUAGUGCAGUUAAUUAAAACAAUGUUAAUAUUGUAUCAAUAUUGAAUUAAGUCCUGCUGCGACUAAACAUUUUAGAUUUUGAUAGUGUUUGAAAAUGCACUGUAUAUGUAGGUUACAAAUUGUAAAUUUUUCAGAAUUAUUCAAUGUAUGGAAUAUCAACUAUACAAACAACGUGAGCCUUGUGGAAUAGCAGGAUGUGUGUGAACUCUCUGCAAACUUUUUGAUGAUUAUACACAAUGAUUUUCCAAUAGGCUCUUUGGUUUUAGUCUGGUUUGUUCUUAAGAAAUAUUUGCAGACACGUAAUCAGAGUAAACUUGAUCAUAUUAAGGGUCAAUCCUUUUAAGGAAUAGUGACUGUCCUGGGUAUUCCUAGUUCUGUCCCCAUGACCUGUCUUAAUUUUGUGCAAAAAUUGUCAACUGUAUCAAUACCAUAUGCAAUACAACUUUCCUUUCAGAUAGAGGAAGUCCUGUAUAAUAUGGAACUGUCGCAACUCGACCUGUGAUUAUUCAGUAAUGAGAAUCUGAUAAUGACUAGACUAGACAUUUUGGCUUCUGUUAAGUAUGGUGCUGUUCAGGAAUGUUUUGUGCAGCUACACAUUAGCUAAUGGAUACCAUAAAAGCUCCAAAAAACUUCAUUAAAAUAGAGACCAGAAACAAAACCUUUUCGUACAUUCCUAAAUCAUGUGUUAGCUGAUAGGGAUUACAAAUGAGUUCCUCCAUCACAUCAGUCAAUUUGCUCCACUUCUGUCCUGGCCUUACCAAGAUGUCUUCAGCAUGUGUGCUAUUCUGUAAGGCUACAUGUGCCGGUCCAUCUAUGCACCCCUUUCCUUUUGAAGCCCGCAACCAGCAAACAACAAAAAUUACAAAUCUCACAAACCUUGAUUAAUGAGUUCAAAGGAUGUUUCUCUUCAAACUUUUUUUUUGGUGAUGUUGGGAGUAGUGUGUAGAAGUAAGACUGACUUUGUUUCACUAGGGUAUAUGAUGUCUUUUUUAUGCCACACAGGGUUUUCUAUUGGACUGUAAGCACAAUUUUCAGUAUGACCUACUACCGCACCAGGAUGAAAUGAAUAAAUGUGGUGAUUGUGCAAACCAAGAACAUUUCUGGAGAAGGUAAAGGUGACUUCAAGGAUUAGAUUAGAUUAGUUUAUUGUCAUACACACCACGGUGCAAUGAAAUUCCUUGUUCGCAUGACGCUCACAGAGUAAACAGUAUAUAUAAUAGUAUAGAAAGUAUAUAACAGGUGAUAAUAAAUACAAUAAAUACAGUGACAAGCACAAAACAGCAGAAUGGUGCAAAUAUUGUAUUGUAAUCUGAAAUAGUGCAAAAAAUACUAAAGUGAUAAUAGCAGAAUAACCAAGAGGGGUAAAGUUACGAGUAUGAGAUUUGGUAAUACUUGUAAUAAAAUGUAAAAAAUAUUCUAAGGUAAUGAGAAAUGUCCAACUUGCAAGUGCUUAACUGUGCAAUUUGACUGAUUUUUUAAGAGUUUUAAAAUUACUUGAUUUCGUGGUUUGUAUUGUAAAGGAUUAUUCCUUCCUACUCAUCUGCAAUAUUUCUUCCUCCCAAGUUUUCCCCCCUUGAAUGAAAUCUGAUUUGUUCUACAUGUCUACAAAUGGAUUUUGGAAAUGGUCUUCUGCUCAUAAAGAGGCUGUUAGGAGUUACUACAUUUCCAGUGAAAGGGCAGUAAAUGGGUGGGAGAAGUGAACUAGUGAACUAACCAACUGGAUUAUAAAUGGUACAAGACCAGAGCAGGGCAGGAUUUAAGUAGAAAAAAAUGGAAGAAAAUGGUGUGUAUUUAUAAGCAGAGUCUAAAAUUAGAAAUGUUAAAGAUGCCGGAUUAAUGUGUUGCUAUUGAAUAUACAGGAAAUUUAAAAACUGAUUAUCUGGAAAUUUACUUUGGGGAGGAAUAAUCCUUACAAUCUGAGAGGCAGAAAUUCACUCUCUGUUGUAUGUGUCACAAACUGGAGGUAAUCACAUUGCCAUCUCUUCUGAAAUUCAGUCCCAUAGUCUUCAAACUGAGUUUCAAGUGAAGUUCAAUGUGCAUGGAACCUCAUGCAGUCAAUGCAUACAGUAUCACAUUGCAGAUAUAACACAUGCACCAGAGGGUGAACUUCUGCAUUUCCAACUCUUUAACAUUGUGUUCUAAUAUACUACUGUUUGUGCUAUUUAAAAUAUAUAUUUUUGAAGUAAUAAAAAUAAAUACUAAUUGUCUUUCAUUG
Messenger RNA from Pristis pectinata (smalltooth sawfish), 3579 nucleotides. It is a transcript of the gene efhd1, whose product is annotated as EF-hand domain family, member D1. Gene Ontology annotation, cellular component: mitochondrial inner membrane. The transcript is spliced from 4 exons. Bases 74 to 784 code for a protein of 236 amino acids. NCBI's taxonomy places the organism in Eukaryota, Metazoa, Chordata, Chondrichthyes, Rhinopristiformes, Pristidae. Gene Ontology annotation, molecular function: calcium ion sensor activity. The record is from RefSeq and is a predicted model, not a curated record.